Molecule: messenger RNA, 2277 nt
Organism: Macadamia integrifolia
Lineage: Eukaryota; Viridiplantae; Streptophyta; Magnoliopsida; Proteales; Proteaceae
Exons: 1
Coding region: 627-1868 (413 amino acids)
Source: RefSeq, a predicted model, not a curated record
GGAGGAACUUAUUUCUCGUGGGUCCGUUAAUAAAGCAAUGUCUCUCCUUCACUUGUCCUCAGCACCUCCAAGCCACAACCCUAAACUCCCGACUUCCAUCACCAAACACCUCACCUUUCCCUUUUCAAUCCAACUGAAUUAUCAAUAAAUCACCCAUCUCACUCACCCUUCCUAACAAACAAAAAUCCUGCAAUCCUCCGCCUCGCAUACUUUUCUUUCUUCCUCUUCUCCUAUCGCAGCCCCCUGGGGUGGUGUUCUCCGUUGAUGAUCCCUUAAAAAGGAUGAAACAAACCCUAGGUGGUGCUUAGUACAAUCCUUCUUCAAUCUGGGGCGGUUUCGUUGAAAAAAAUGGAAUUGCAGAGGUUUAGGCAGUUGAUGCUCCUUUGGUCAAGAAUCCGAAGCACCCGAGUGGCCCUCGUGGGUGGAAACCACACCGCUUCCAGGUUUUGCACUCGCUAAAUUCCCCUCCCUCUCCUCGCCGGCAUCCUCUCUGUCUACCUCUUUCUUUCUCUGAAAUCAUCGUCGUUUGUAAAACGGGUAAAAACCCAUUUACCAGCAAAGCCUGCCACACUCUCUUCUUCCCUUCAUCAACACUUCAAAGUAGAAAAUUUGAAGAAGAAGAGGAAAUGGGGUUGGUUCCAAGAUUUCGAUCUGUCAAGACCCAGUGUAGGGUCAAGCGUCUGCACGGAGGUGGGAAUGGGAUCACUGUGAAUCCUGACGAUCAGCUCAUAAUUAAGCUACCCGAUUCAAGGGUUCUGAAGGUUAUCGCUCGAUCGGUGCUUCUGGCCUUGGCCAUUAUCACUUCUCCUUGGCUUGGGUCACUUAUCAUUUGGGAUUCUUCCGUAUCUUACAGUGCUGUAGCCUCUGAGGUCCGCAUCCAUGGUGAAUCGUUGUUGCCUGUGCUCCUUCGUGACUUAACCAGCGAGGCUCUCUUCAAAUCGGGCGACAAAGCCCUCUUCGUGAGUCGACACGGCGAUGAUGACGAGGUGACAGCACACGGUGCCCAGAUCUUGAACGCCCACGACAUGGAUCUCGUUUCUGAAUCCGAUGCCGAGCGACAGAGCUCGAUCCCAGAUGGCACAUUUGAUUUCGUCUUCGCGUCUGGCUUCCUUGCCGGCAAGUUUAUCGAUAGAAUCCUCAAGACCGGCGGAAUCGUUGCCAUUCAACUGAGCAGCGACCCCUCGAACGCCUUCCACAAACCAUCGAAUUACAAAAUCGUGUAUCUCAGGCAAUUCGAAUCCACGGUCUUGGCGAUGAAGAAGACCGGCCCUGUUGAGACCAAUUCACCGACAAAGAGGCGCCUCUGCGCAUUGUCAUCGGAAGCUAAGAGGGCAGCAUUGAAUGGUCUGGAAGAUGUGCUUCUUGAACCCCCACGAGCUUCUUCAGGGAAGAAGAGCGACAAGUACUUGAAGAGGACCAAAUACCUCCCCGACCUUAUGGGUGAUUCUUUGGAACAGUACCCUCGUCGCCUAUUUAUCGAUGUUGGCUUACAUAACAAGAACGGCAAUGGCAGUCCGAUAUGGUUCUCACGAAACUACCCAACAAGGAACCGAGAUUUUGAGAUAUACAAGAUAGAGACUCUGAACGAAGAGUUGUUGGAUGACGGGGUGCCACAGAUGAGCAUGUCAGACUGGUUGAAGAAGAAUGUAAGGGAAGAAGAAUAUGUGGUAAUGAAGGCAGAAGCAGAGGUAGUGGAGGAAAUGGUGAAGAACAGAGCUAUCUGUUUGGUGGAUGAGCUGUUUCUAGAGUGCGAACACCAGGGCUUGGGAGGGAGGAAGAACAAGAGCAAGAGAGCUUAUUGGGAGUGCUUGGCUCUCUAUGGAAGGUUGAGGGACGAAGGAGUUGCAGUGCAUCAAUGGUGGGGUUGACGAAAAUUUCGACUUUGUUAGAUCAAUAGCAAGCGAAACAAGAGAAAGUGUGUGAGAGAAGAAAAUGAAAUUCAUCUUUCUGUUUUCUUUUGUGUGUGUGUGUGUGUUGUGUGGGUAAUUGCAGAUAGCCUGCACAGAAUGUGAGCGUGAGUGUGAUGUGGAGGAGUACUUUCAGUAUCUUCAUCCAAGUUUUCUUCUUUUUUCUUCGAAAUAAAAUGUUUUCUCCCCCCAGUUUCACUUUGUAUUCCCUUAUUUUCUUCUCUUUUGUUCAGUGUAUGUCAAUGUGAGUGUGUCUCUUCUUACUUCUUAGUGAAAUUGUUGUUCUGUUGUUCAGUUCUUACUUCUGUGCUUGUCUUAAAACUAUGGAGAUUGUCACUGGUUAAAGAAUAAACUUGAUUUUUGUCUGACU